UCACAGCUUGUGCGCUUGAAUCACAGCUUUGAGGGACUCUGUUCAUUACCGCGACUUCAAUGUUAGAGUAGAAGAGAGUAAUUUUGGUGCAGGGGACAAUGUUCUCCCAAACACUUCAAUCAAAUAUGGGUUCUUCAGCCGCACCGGAGGACGGGGUGGUGGUGGACAUUGAGAAGAAAGGUGAGGAGCCUAAUGAAUGGUCUCUGUGGGUUCUCAAUGCUCCUGAACCCCCGGGUCUGUGGCAUGAUCUUGUAGGCUCCGUGAGCAGCAUCAUUUCACAGUAUCAAGGAAACGCGUCUAGUCUCAGAAGCCAAACCGGACCCAAACUCGUGCUUUCAUUCCUUCAGGCGAUUUUUCCUAUUCUUGACUGGGGUCGAAACUAUUCAGUCAUAAGUUUCAGGAACGAUUUACUCGCAGGUCUCACUAUUGCAAGUCUCUGCAUUCCCCAGGGCAUUGGGUAUGCAACUUUAGCAAGGCUGGAUCCUGAAUAUGGCCUUUAUACAAGUGCUGUGCCGCCUCUCAUCUAUGCAAUAAUGGGAAGUUCAAGAGAGGUGGCAACUGGACCCGUGGCCGUAGUUUCAUUGCUGUUGUCGUCAAUGACUCAGAAACUAAUAGACCCUUCUACUGAUCCAUUGGGUUACACAAAGCUUGUUCUGACCGCAACUCUAUUCGCCGGCAUAUUCCAGGCUGCCUUUGGACUCAUGAGGUUGGGAUUCUUGCUGGAAUUUUUGUCGCAUGCUGCUACAGUAGGAUUCACGGCCGGAGCGGCCAUAGUUAUUGGUCUUCAACAGCUGAAGGGCCUUUUUGGGUUCCAACGUUUUACCAACAAAACCGACGUCGUCUCCGUCACGAUGUCUGUUCACGAAUCACUUGAUCUUCCAUGGAAUUACAGCAAUUUGGUGCUGGGGUGUUCGUUCCUUGUGUUCAUCCUCGUAUCCAGAUUUCUGCAGGGUAAAAGGAAGAGAAAGCUAUUCUGGCUGCCAGCAAUCACCCCUCUUGCAUCAGUUAUGCUAUCAACCCUCAUUGUUUUUCUGACCCGAGCUGAUGUACAUGGAGUUAAUAUUAUAAAACACGUAAAAGGAGGGCUGAAUCCAAGUUCUGUCAAUCAAUUAGAGCUGAACAGCCCCUAUAUUGCACGAGUCGCCAAAAUCGGACUGGUUGCUGCUGUUGUUGCACUAACGGAAUCGGUUUCAGUUGGCCGAUCUUUUGCUUCCAUGAGGGGAUACCACCUUGAUGGAAACAAAGAAAUGGUGUCGAUCGGAUUCAUGAACAUCAUAGGAUCUUUCACCUCAUGCUAUGUUGCAGCUGGUUCGUUUUCGCGUACGGCGGUGAAUGUGGCGGCGGGUUGUGAAACUGCAGGUUCAAAUAUCGUGAUGGCUAUUACGGUCGUUAUAUCGUUGCUGUGCUUCACGAAGCUCUUAUAUUUCACUCCAACUGCGAUUCUCGCCUCCAUUAUCAUUUCUGCCCUCCCAGGACUCGUAGACUUCAGUGAGGCUUUCAGAAUUUGGAAGCUUGAUAAGCUUGAUUUUCUUGCUUGCGCUGGAGCCUUCUUUGGGGUCCUCUUCUUUUCCGUCGAGAUUGGCCUCCUGGUGGCCGUGGUGAUAUCCUUUUCAAAUAUAAUAAUGAUAUCAAUUCGACCCGGCACAGAAACUCUCGGAAGACUCCCUGAAACUGACUUGUUCUGCGAUGUCCACCAGUAUCCUAUGGCUGUUGAGACUGCUGGAGUUUUAAUAAUACGUGUCAAGUCUGCCUUGCUUUGCUUUGCUAAUGCCAACUUCGUUAGAGAAAGGAUCAUGAAAUGGGUCGCCAAUGAAGAAGCAGCAGAUGAGAACGAGGGAGGCACCCGAAGGACAAUUCAGCUUGUAAUCAUCGACGCCUCCAAUUUGGUGAAUAUCGACACGUCAGGAAUUGCUUCUCUAGAGGAACUGUACAAGAGUUUGGUUUUACAGGGGAAGCAGUUAGCAAUUGCCAACCCAAGGUGGCAAGUGAUUCACAAGCUGAAGGCUGCUAACUUCGUCAGAACAAUUGGUGGGAGGGUCUUCUUGACCGUUGCAGAAGCUGCUGGGUGUAAGCUGGAUUGAGUCUCAGGAUACAUGCAUGGAACAAACGGAACAAGACCCUAGCUCCCUGACGAGUUUCUUAUAGUGUGGUGUCUUAAUACCUAUGAUGUCUGUUUCUAGGAUUUGCAGUCCCUUGGUAGUCUUGUGUGUAUGCUGUGGGACGAGAAUAAUUCAACCCAAAUCAGAGGCACAGGAAACUGUGUAUGGGUGGUCCUGUACUAUAAUGGUGUGUCAUGUGUGCCUACUAAAAGAAUUGUUUGAUGCGUGUGAUAAAUUUACGCAAUCGGGUGUUCCUCUU
Messenger RNA from Prosopis cineraria, 2358 nucleotides. Its product is annotated as sulfate transporter 2.1-like. The transcript has 12 exons. Gene Ontology annotation, cellular component: membrane. Gene Ontology annotation, molecular function: secondary active sulfate transmembrane transporter activity. The record is from RefSeq and is a predicted model, not a curated record. NCBI's taxonomy places the organism in Eukaryota, Viridiplantae, Streptophyta, Magnoliopsida, Fabales, Fabaceae. Gene Ontology annotation, biological process: transmembrane transport. The coding region runs from base 99 to 2081 and encodes 660 amino acids.